CACAUAUACCUAGUCACUAACAAUGUUGUUAAUUUUGUGCGACUUCUAUACGAAAAAUAUACAUAAUUAGCAGAUUCGAUCUGUAGACAAAAUUUAUAAUUUCAGAGAUAUUAAUCACAUAUAAGAAGAAUUAACAAUGGAGGAACAAAGGAGCGACAAAAUCUACGGAGGAUGUGAAGGUCCUGAUGCCAUGUAUGUUAAGUUAAUAUCAUCAGACGGGCAGGAAUUUAUUGUUAAACGGGAACAUGCUCUGACCUCUGGCACCAUAAAAGCAAUGCUUUCGGGUCCUGGACAGUUUGCAGAAAACGAAGCAAAUGAAGUGCACUUUAGAGAAAUUCCAUCUCACGUUCUUCAAAAGGUUUGCAUGUACUUCACAUAUAAAGUACGAUAUACCAAUAGUUCCACCGAAAUUCCUGAGUUCCCCAUUGCUCCUGAAAUUGCGCUGGAGUUGUUAAUGGCAGCUAAUUUCUUAGAUUGUUGAACAAUUAAUUCGAAAUACGUUUAAAUAUUUUUAUAAUUAACUUCUUAUGUGUGAAAAAAUUGAGGAAAUACAUACAUUUUGUCUGAGAAGAAA
Rhagoletis pomonella (apple maggot) is the source of this 574-nucleotide messenger RNA. RefSeq names its product elongin-C (gene EloC). Gene Ontology annotation, molecular function: protein-macromolecule adaptor activity. NCBI's taxonomy places the organism in Eukaryota, Metazoa, Arthropoda, Insecta, Diptera, Tephritidae. The coding region runs from base 137 to 481 and encodes 114 amino acids. The transcript is spliced from 2 exons. The record is from RefSeq and is a predicted model, not a curated record. Gene Ontology annotation, cellular component: elongin complex. Gene Ontology annotation, biological process: ubiquitin-dependent protein catabolic process.